AUGAAAGAUGCAAAGGAGAUCUUGCUGGCAGCAUCAGACUUUUUCCGGGACCUGUUCGGGAAGGCCAAAGAGACAUCCGAGGAGAAGUGGUUAACAGACGAGAGCAGGCGGUUGGAUGAGAAAGACAGGGAAGUGCUGCAAGCGAAAUGGACAGAAAAAGAAGUUAAAAAGGCGUUAGCAGAGUUGCCCAAGGGGAAGGCGCCAGAUCAAGACGGUUUGCCGAGGGAGUUCUUCGAGAGUAAUUGGGACAUCCUCGGGCCAGGACUGAUGCGGUUCAUCCACUCCUUUGAACAGUCGGCGAAGCUCCCGGAAAGCCUCACGACGGCGGUGACGAUCCUGCUACACAAAAAGGGGGAGAAGGAGAAACUGGAAAAUUACAGGCCGAUAACGCUACUUAACACGGUCUACAAGAUUGUGGCGAAGGUGCUGGCAAACAGGAUGAAGAAAGUACUCAGAGGACCAACACAGGAGAUUAAGAAAAGGAAGCUCGGGGUCAGGAAGCAAGGAAAGGGGGAGCUGGCGUACCUGGGGUAUGCAGAUGACACCACCCUGGUGUUGAAUGGAUUGGCACAAGUGGAAAAGGCCGGGGAGGUGCUGAAGGAUUUUGGAGAAGUGUCGGGCCUGCGCAUCAAUCAAGAGAAAACCGUGUUAAUGCCGCUGGGGAGAAACCGUAGGCGCAAGUUUCGGAAGCAGACACCUUUUAAGACAGCAGAGCCUGCACAACCGGAGAGGCUUCUGGGGGUCUGGAUCACACCGAAUGGAGAGGCGAGGCCGUCGUGGGAUAAAGCCUUCGAGAGAGUCAGCAGCUCGCUUAGUCGCUGGGCGGUGCAACACCUUACAACGACAGCUAGGGUCGCGGUGAUCAACUCGUAUGUGAUGACGGUGCUGCUGUUCUAG
Messenger RNA from Closterium sp. Yama58-4, 897 nucleotides. NCBI's taxonomy places the organism in Eukaryota, Viridiplantae, Streptophyta, Zygnematophyceae, Desmidiales, Closteriaceae. The record is from the annotation of a GenBank genome assembly.